Molecule: messenger RNA, 621 nt
Organism: Terrapene triunguis (Three-toed box turtle)
Lineage: Eukaryota; Metazoa; Chordata; Testudines; Emydidae
Gene: CD8A
Product: CD8a molecule
Exons: 5
Coding region: 1-621 (206 amino acids)
Source: RefSeq, a predicted model, not a curated record
AUGGCCAGAUUCGUUUCUUUGCUGUUUUUUCUCAGUCUGAACUUGUGCUGCUGCAGGUCCCAGGACCAGGGAAGCAAAAUGAGUGUGAAGCUCCGCAGCGGCGGUAGCCCCCUAACCCUGGGAGCCCCGGUGGAGCUGGAGUGUGUGAUCUCAGGCUCUGGGCUGUCCGACAGUGGCGUGUCCUGGAUGCGCCAGCACAGGCAGUCUGCCCCCCAGUUCAUCUUGUUCGUUACCUCCCUCAACCGGGUGGCACCGACAGACAAUGGAAAACCACCCGCACGCUUUGACGCAAAAAAAGAAAACAAAAACUACAGACUGACCGUGAAGUCCUUCCAGGAGCAGGACCAGGGCAAUUAUUACUGCAUCAUCAACCACAACCAGAGGCUGCACUUCAGUUCUGGGAUCUCACUCCACCUGCCAGCGAAAGCCCCAAAGAAAGGGCUGGAUUUAUCCUGUGACUUUUACAUCUGGGUCCCCUUAACCAGCGCCUGUCUGCUCCUCCUCAUUGCCCUGCUGGUCACCAUCACAGUGUGUCAAAAAACCAGAAGACGAAGAUGCAAAUGUAAAAGGCCUAUGAAUGGGAGCAAUGGAAAACCCAGCAUGCCAAACAGAUACGUGUAA